CUACCUUCUACAUUACAUGGGCGGCCCUACGUACGACGUAUUAUGCAACAAGCUGCAAAACGCCGAUCCCUACACGAAGUCAUUCGACGAAAUCGUUGCACUCCUGAGAAAUCACUUCAACCCUGCACCGCUAGAAAUCCUAGAAAACUUCAAGUUUACUAGCCGUAAGCAAUUGGAGAACGAAUCAUUGAGCGAAUACUUAAUGGAGUUAGAGAAGCUGGCUAAAAGCUGCAAUUUUGAUUCGUACUUAGACAAAGCGCUGAGAAAUCAAUUUGUCUUUGGCAUUCGGAAUCGUGGAAUACAGUCACGAUUGCUGGAAGUACGCGAUCUUACACUAUCCAAAGCCAAGGACAUUGCGUUUGGAAUGGAAAUGUCAUUGCGUGGGACCGAAGAAAUGCAUGGAACCAGCCCGAGAUGUGAAGUGCAACAAGUUACGGCCAAUACAAAGAAAAUAUCAUCGACAAACAACGGUCAACAGCGAAAGUGCUACAGAUGCGGCGAUACAAAUCACAUGGCUAAUAGAUGCCAGCACAAGCAAACGGUUUGCAGCGCUUGUGGGAAAAGAGGACAUCUACAAAAAGUGUGUUUGUCUCGCCACAACAACAGGCGUCAGGAGAACACACAUUAUUUGGAGGAAAACGACCCAAAGGAUGUUCUUCAUGUGAGCACGGUCCAGAAUCAUGCUGGUAAGUUUUUGUUGAAUCUGAGGGUCAAUCAAGGUGUACUAACAUUCGAGGUCGACACUGGAUCGCCGGUAUCAUUGAUAAACAUAAAGGACAAACAAAAACAUCUCAAAGACAUAGAAAUUUUGCAAACGGACUUAAGACUAGUAAGCUAUUCGGACAAUGACAUAGGUGUGUUGGGAAAAUUAUUGGUCACAGUAGUGGUAGAGGGAAGAAAACUCGUAUUGCCACUGUAUGUAACGAAGUCCAACAAACACCCCUUGCUGGGACGUGAUUGGUUACGUGCAUUAAAUUUAGAUUUUAAUCGCAUUUUCAAAUCUGGCACACACACUGUUUCAUACUGCGAUAGGGAUGAUGAAUGCAAGUACAGUGCAUUAAAUGCCUUACUUCAGAAAUAUCCAUCAGUAUUCAGUAAGGAAAUUGGAAAAGUAAAAGGAAUUCAAGCUUCACUAACAGUACGGGAACAUACAAAACCUGUGUAUAUUAAAGCAAGACAGGUGCCGUUUGCGCUUCGUGAUGCAGUUGAUAAAGAAAUUAAUCAAUUUGUAAAUGAUGGUGUAUGGGAGCGCGUAGACCAUUCUGAGUGGGCGACUCCUGUCGUUGUGGUAAAAAAAAGCUGGUGGUAAGGUACGG
Messenger RNA from Anopheles gambiae (African malaria mosquito), 1316 nucleotides. RefSeq lists its product as uncharacterized. Gene Ontology annotation, molecular function: zinc ion binding; nucleic acid binding. The coding region runs from base 17 to 1309 and encodes 430 amino acids. NCBI's taxonomy places the organism in Eukaryota, Metazoa, Arthropoda, Insecta, Diptera, Culicidae. The transcript has a single exon. The record is from RefSeq and is a predicted model, not a curated record.